This is a messenger RNA of Xenia sp. Carnegie-2017, 4067 nucleotides long. RefSeq names its product alpha-protein kinase 1-like. Bases 309 to 3452 code for a protein of 1047 amino acids. Gene Ontology annotation, molecular function: ATP binding; protein serine/threonine kinase activity. Gene Ontology annotation, biological process: protein phosphorylation. The transcript has 9 exons. The record is from RefSeq and is a predicted model, not a curated record. Lineage: Eukaryota; Metazoa; Cnidaria; Anthozoa; Malacalcyonacea; Xeniidae.
UGAUAUGUCCAUAGAUUUGACGUAUUUUAGUCAUGUGCUUUUUGGAAAAGCUCUUGAAAAUUGAGUAGGGACUAGUGGGUGAUUCUUGGUAAUUUGACAAAGAAGCAUUCCGAAGAUUGAACUAAAUACUAGUAUCGCUUGUGUUGGUUUUCCUCCAAAACUCAGUUGUCUUGCCUUCUGAAGGUGACUUUUACUUUUCGUAUGAUAUGAUUUUUGAAUUUCGAAAGUUGAUUGCAACGACUGAAGUUUAUAUAAUUACGAAAAGUGUUGUUGCAGAGCACUAUAUUGUCCAUUGACCAAGAUCAAGCAUGAAUAAUUGGGCUUUAAAAGAACUUUCAGUGGGUAAGUUUGGGCAAGAAAUUAUUUCUCAAGCAAGUGAACUUUCUACCAACAUAUCCACUGAUGAGAUUUGCAGUCUGAUUCAGGAAGAUCAAAGUAAACAUCGACUCAUUUACGUUGUUGGCAAUCCUGGAUCAGGUAGAACAACAUAUUGCCAGGCAAUUAUAAAAAGCUUGAUAGAAGGUUGCUAUAUCAAGGAAUCUGAAGCAGUUUUCAUAAAAAUUGACAAGCAUGACAAUGUCGAUUGUGUUAUAAACUGUGCAAUACAAUUGGCAAGAUCGAAAAAGAAUUUCAAUGAUGUCAUCAUCCGUCUUGCUUCUCAAAGAUUUUCUCUUGAGGAAAAAAGGCAUGCAAUAAUUCUAGUUUUUAGCAGUUUUAAAUUGGUUUGUUUUGAUGAUCUUUUCAAUGCUGAAAACCCAGAGAUGUUUGACUUCUUACAGUCUGUAAUAAAAGAACUGGAAACUACUGUUCUUUCUGUGAUUUCCAGAAGUCAAAGGACUCCAGAAUCAGGUACCAAAGUAAUGGUUAAUGGUAUUAAUGUUGACAAGAUUACUUAUCAAAAACAGUGGCAAGAUAUCAUGUUUCAAAGUUACUUUGUGAAAGAGAAAAUAUUAAAUCCAAAAGCUUCUAAAAUGUUGGUUAAGGCAUCAAAAAUCCUGAACAUCAAGGAAAAUGAAUGUAUGAUGGGCAUCAGAAGUAAAACUUCUGUUGCAGAUACAUUACAUGUACUCUGGGAAUAUUUAAGUAUUUCUGAGAAAUUGAUUAUGAUACAACUGAAAGAUCUUCGAAGGUCUCUACCGCUGAAAGACACUUCCUUUCUUACUAGACUCAACGAACUUGGUUUAGUGGAACUUUCUAGAUCUGAAAUUGAUGGAAAAUAUUUUGAAGAAGUUGCUUUGUUAAGUCCUUCUAUUAAUGAAUUUGUCAACACAAGAAACAUGGAAGACACAAACAUGUUAAAGAUUGAUCAAAAAUUUGACGUCUUCACGUGCUGGAUGAAGCUACUAUCUGAUGAGUUGGUGAGUCUCUUGGAAGAUGCGAAAAGCAAUUCAUGGCCCUUUGUUCCAGAAAAGUGGCAAUAUGUGGACAAAUUUAAUGCAAGCAAAGAGAAAAGUUUGAAUGUAAAAGAUUUGAUUACCAAGAAAUCAGACAAUUUUCCACAUUUGACUAAUUUUGAUAUUUUACAGGAAAUUCUCCACCAUUCUGUACAAAGAAAAGAGUACGAAAAUAUGGCAGCCAUUCUGUUUCUUAUCGACCGAUACAUCUAUUGGCAGGGAGGUUCUCAAACUCUUCUUGAUAUGGUUGAUUUUAUUAUGAAAGAAAAACCUGAAAUACCUAUUGCCCCACAGCUUCGUAUCAGAAAGGCACGUGUUUUAAGAACUUCUGGAGACUUACAAGGCGCUGGAAGAAUCCUUGACGCAUUGUUGAACGAGAAACAAAAUGUUGGAAUGUGGAAAUACAAAGAAAAACACGAUCAUGACCUCAUACGGGGUGUUUGCGUUCAAAUCAAAGGUGAGAUCCAGUCCACUCUCGGUCAGUGGUACAACUCGGCAGUGCUCCUUCUCGAUUCUGUUUACGUGCUUAAAAACCUUCCUAAAGUCGACAAGAAAGGUCUUUCUUGUAGUUUGGGUUUGUUGGUCAACACAUUUCAACAGAUCCCCAUUGAUGAUUUCAAUCUAAUCUCACAGAAAUAUGAUUUGAAAGAAAAACAUCCCUAUAUGCAGGCUUAUAAGUUUGCCAUCGAGGCUGCAGAUCUGGCGAAAUAUACACCAUUAUUCUUUGCUCGACACAAGCGUCGGGCAGGAGAAAUGCUAUUUGAGUACUGGAAAUCAAAAACAGAAGAGAAUAAGUGUCAUUAUCUUGAAAGCGCUCUGGUCGAACUGAAGGAAAGCUUGGCCGCUCACAAAAACUUGGAUUCUCUAAAAAGCAGAGAACAGUAUUAUGAAUUUAUCAAUGCUUUGUACAAAGCAAGUUGUGUAUUACAAUACAGCCAAACGAAUCAAAGGAUUAUGUCAUAUUUGUUAAAGUCCUGUUCCAUGACCUUGUUCCUUCAUUAUUGUCUUAAUCCAACCACUAUCACUCACAAUGAAUACAGUAAAAAGAAGAUCAACGCGGCAUUAACGAUUCUUGAACUUCCUUCCUAUGUUGAAAUGGAUCGUUUUACAUACGGCACAACGGAACCGCUUUACUUGAGACGAAAAGAACUACGACUUCAUGAUAGCUGUGAAAAAGCUCCAAUGGUUGAUCGAAUUUCGGAGACAGCAGAAACAAUCAAUACUCAAUCUUCUGCUAAAAUGGUUGAUAGAAUUUCCGAGACUACAGAAACUUUAACCAUCGAUACUCAAUCUCCUGCUGUCACGCCAACUUUUUACCGAAGUGACUCCGAUGACGAAGGGGAUAACGAUGUACAUGAAUGUGAAAUAAGGUCGUAUGACGCAAUUCGAGCUCGCUGGCGAACUCACAGGACUCUUGUGUACAUCGGGGAACCUCUGAGUCUCUCCAAAGAGAAGGAAGGAGCUUUAAGGGAUCCCUACAUGGUAGAAUACCUUAGUCAGGAUGAGCCUAUGGGAAAGUAUCUUGGAAAACAAUACAAGAAGUCACGUGCUGUUGAGCAAUACCUGGAGGAUGUCACGUGUCAGAUGACUGCCCGUUACUACGUAGGAAUGUUUAAUGAAGAAUUGUACAAGAAAGGAAUUGAAGUCAGUCCAAUCCAAUUCUUACCAGUUGUAAUGCUUCAACUCUUCAAACGUGAUGGCCAACCGACUUCUAUGAUUUACAAUGUUGAACCAUACAUGCAAGGAAACUUUACCAGAUUAACCAACAACUGGGACUUUGUCAAUACAAAUGGUGUUGGUUGUAAAUUGGUGCUGGCAUUCAGCCAUUUUACCUACGAGAAAUCGGGUGGUGAAUUACUCAUCACUGAUCAUCAAGGAUGGACAACUGAUGAUCAUCGAUCCACAACAUUCCUAACCGAUCCACAGAUACACAGUCGCAAUAAAAUGUUAUAUGGCACAGGUAACAAGGGAAUGGAAGGGAUGAAAACGUUUUGGAAUGUGAUGCAUGUUGAAUGUAAUGAGAUAUGCAAAAAGUUAUGUCUGACAAGACCGUCAUGAAUAAUUGUAUGGAGCUUCCUCAGUUUAGCGGACAGCUCUUGCACUUUCCGAAUAUUCAGCGCGGGAAAUUACUACUAUCGUAGUGAAACUAGCGCUGGAGCAAAUACCUUUCGAUAUUAAAUCCACCUUCUAAAAAUAGUAGAAAGUAAUACCUGUCCCAAAUUUCGAUAUUGUUGAAGUAGGUCGAGUCGACACAAAGUGGUCGUUUUAAUUUUCGUUUUUAUUCGUGCAUUUGUGACGUGCCAAUUGUAGCUAUAUUGACGCACAUUGCACUAUUUUGCUACCUGUAAUAGAAAUGUGACUUUCCAAGACUGUCAUCGCUAUGUUUUGUUGAGUGAUUUUAAUAUGAAAAUGGAGAUUGCAUCAUAGGACAUUUAAAUUUGAAAUUUAAGAUGAUUUAGUUAUUGUUUGUAAAAUUUGAAAAUUGUUUCUAAUUCCACGAUUAUUGAGUUAUAUUUUCGUAAUUAUAAAAAUUGUUCUAAUUUUACGAUUAUUUAAUUGAUUUUUAUAAAUUUUAUCUAAAUUACUUAUUUAUUAUUUGCUCUAUUUUUUUUAUUUGCUCUUUGCUAUACAAUACACAAAAUUCAACAUAAUAAAUGAAAUCAUGUAAAAAAA